Molecule: messenger RNA, 1295 nt
Organism: Syzygium oleosum
Lineage: Eukaryota; Viridiplantae; Streptophyta; Magnoliopsida; Myrtales; Myrtaceae
Product: peroxidase P7-like
Exons: 4
Coding region: 103-1071 (322 amino acids)
Biological process (GO): response to oxidative stress; hydrogen peroxide catabolic process
Molecular function (GO): peroxidase activity; heme binding
Source: RefSeq, a predicted model, not a curated record
GCCUCUGAAACAAACCUGUUGAGGAGAUCUCUCUCUAUAAAGCCCGUUCCAUCCCCAUGCACAAGUUAACAUUCUUAUCCGUCUGAUCACCUUCACCACAAAAUGGCUAGUCAUCCGAUUUUGGUAAUUGUCGCCAUAGCUUUUCUAACCACACUCGCCUGGGGAAGUGCGUCCGCACAACUCUCUACGAACUUCUACUCCAAAAGUUGCCCCAAUGUUUUGAGCACGGUGAAACCCGUUGUUGCGUCCGCGGUGUCGAAAAAGCGCCGCAUGGGUGCUUCUCUCCUUCGCCUCUUCUUUCAUGAUUGCUUCGUUAAUGGGUGCGAUGGCUCGAUACUCCUAGACGACACAUCCUCGUUCCGAGGGGAGAAGACGGCUGGCCCAAAUAAUAAUUCGGUAAGAGGAUACAACGUCAUCGACCAGAUCAAGUCCAAGGUGGAGUCCGCCUGUCCUGGCGUGGUUUCUUGUGCAGACAUUGUAGCCAUUGCUGCUCGCGACUCGGUGGUCCUACUGGGCGGGCCAAGUUGGGAAGUGAAACUGGGAAGAAGAGACGCAAGGACCGCGAGCUUCUCCGUCGCCAACAGUGGAGCCCUUCCCCCUCCGACUUCAACGCUCGCCAGCCUCAUCUCUAAUUUCAAAGCUCAGGGCCUCUCCACCAGGGACAUGGUUGCCUUGUCUGGGUCUCACACCAUAGGGCAGUCAAGGUGCACGAGCUUCAGAUCUCGCAUAUACAACGACAGCAACAUCGACAGCUCCUUUGCCAAGAUUAGGCAGCGCAAGUGCCCCCGCACCGUUGGGUCUGGGGAUAGCAAUCUGGCUCCUCUCGACCUCCAAUCGCCCACUGCCUUCGACAACGCCUACUUUAAGAACUUGAUCAGCAACAAGGGCCUUCUUCACUCGGACCAGGAGCUCUUCAAUGGCGGAUCCACCGACUCUCUCGUCAAGACGUACUCCAACAACCCCAAGACCUUCAACUCUGACUUUGCUUCCGCCAUGAUCAAGAUGGGUGACAUCAACCCCCUCACGGGUUCCAAAGGCGAAAUUCGCAAGAUCUGUAGCAAGGUCAAUUAGAGUCUCUACGCCUUGUCUCACCACACGUGGUUGUGGAAAAGAGGAGGUUAUUCUCUCUAAUGUUCAGUAAAAAACCAGGAUGAGUAGGCAAUGCGAAUGCCCCCAACCAAACCGACGGGGAAGUAUUUUGUUGUCGAGAAAGUGUAACUUUGAUUUCUGUAGCCAGUCUGUAUUUGAGAUUUCUCAGUGGGAAUAAAACCUUGAACAAUUCAACGUUGGACUUA